UAGGGUUUGAUGAUUCGAUAUCAUUUGGUUUUGACCCUCAUUCACUUUGUCAGUGGGAAAGGUCACUGGGGAAAACACUGAGCUGGAUAAGGCGUAGGCAAAUGCAGUGUGAUGGAGGAACACGACGACUGGAGAUGCAAACGCAGAACUUCGUAUGAAGGUAGUGAGUUUAUUGGAGAAUGGCGUUUGUGAAGAGCGGAUGGCUGCACAGACAAAGCACCAUCUUGCGGCGCUGGAAGAGGAACUGGUUUGACCUCUGGUCAGAUGGGCGUCUGGUCUUCUACGAUGACCAGCAGCGGCGGGACAUGGAAGACGAGAUCCACAUGAAGGUGGACUGCAUUAACAUCCGCAACGCCAGCGCGUGUAGAGAUCUCAUGCCACCUGAAGGCAAGAGCAAAGACUCCCUCCUGCAGAUCGUCUGCCGGGACGGUCGGGUCAUCAGCAUCUGCGCAGACAGUGCAGACGAUGCUUUGGCUUGGACCAUGGCCCUCCAGGAUGCUAGACUCAACACUAUUGUGCAGCAUCCUCAGGUUGGUUUUGCCGAGGACAUCGUAGCAUCAGCUCCUCCACCCUAUUCUGAGUUAAACCCAACUCCACAGGUUUUCUGUCCUGAUGGAUAUGGCGGUUAUGUUCCUCAUCCUCCUCCUUAUGCCACACAGAUGGUCUACUCAGCAGAUGGGCAGCAGUAUGCAGUUGCCUACCCGUAUCUUUAUCAAGGCGGAUACACACCCGGCGUCAACCACGUCAUAGUGCAGGAGCGUCGCCGUGACGACACAGGUGACGUUGCUCUGGGGAUGUUGGCUGGUGCUGCGACGGGAUUGGCCCUCGGCUCCCUGUUUUCAGUAUUCUAAUGUGUUUUUGUGAACCCAGCCCAACCCCACCUGACCUACAGUGCAGGAGACCCUUCCCGUGUUGUUUUAACUUUCCCUUUACGCCUCGUAAUGCGCAGGUCUUAUAAUGUAGCCGGGCUGGGCAAAUAUUCAUUUACUUUUCUAUAAUUGUCUUUGUACCAAAGUUUAUGUAAUUUGGAUUAGGCACCAACAAACGCGUUUGCUUUGCAAAUUUAAUCUGUAGCAUACAAAGAUAUACACUAAAAUAUUGGCGGCUAGUCUUAAGAUAAGGAUAAUCAGUGAGGUUUAAAGAUCAGCUGCAGAAACACAAAGUGUCUGUUGUUGAGUCCUUGAUGAAAUGAAUGAUGUUAGUUCUAAUUAGAAAUGAAACUGUUUUAAAUGCCAUUUGCAGCUGCAAAGCCAAAAUUGUGCUGAAUUAAAUGUUUGUGACGGUCUCGUUUAAAAGGAAUAGCUCACUCAAAAAUGAAAAUUCGGUCAUAAUCUUAUUCUCAUAAAAUUUCUUUAAAAAA
Molecule: messenger RNA, 1360 nt
Organism: Sinocyclocheilus rhinocerous
Lineage: Eukaryota; Metazoa; Chordata; Actinopteri; Cypriniformes; Cyprinidae
Product: pleckstrin homology domain-containing family B member 2-like
Exons: 8
Coding region: 180-851 (223 amino acids)
Biological process (GO): regulation of cell differentiation
Cellular component (GO): membrane
Source: RefSeq, a predicted model, not a curated record